CUUUCUGCCUCGCUCUUUAUUGGGUGUGCUCGCUGCUCGUCUUUGUGCCGCAGCUCAGCCUCAGUGCAACCCACUCGCUCUCUCUCACUCUCGCCGCGGCUUAAAGCGCACACGGCACGGCGGGGGCGGCGGCCACUUCCACAUCGCCAUUAAUGAGCCUGGAGCAAGCCCCAUAGGCCGUAGUAGUAGUGCUACUAGCUUCAUCAGCUCCACCUCGCUCGGAAGAGAUCGUCUCGUCGAGCGAGGCCCUUUUUGCUCCCCCAAUGGAUUCUUGCCGCAGCUAGUGUUUCUUGGCGAUUCUUGCGGCGCUUUGGGAGCUGACCGGUGAAGAGCUCUCUUUGAGGCGAUGGGUUGGGCGUGGCGGAGGGAGCAGUGGGCGGUUGCAUGGCUGUCCGUGGCGGUUCUUGGGGCGGCGCUGGUGGGCGCCGCUGGCGCGUUCGAGGAGGGCACGGCGGUGUACAUUGUGACCAUGAAGCAGGCGCCGGUGUUCCACAAGCGCCUCGACCUGGAGAGGUUUGGGAGCAGCAGAGUCGCCGGCGGCGGCGGCGGCGGCGGGGGGGACACCCCGUCCACUAGCAUCCUCAUGAAGCCAAGGCAUGGUCCAGCCCAACCUAUGAAUUAUGGCUCGUACUUAGUUCGUCUUCAAAAUUCACUCUUGAAGAGAACACUGAGAGGAGAGCGCUAUAUAAAGCUCUACAGCUACCGCUAUCUGAUUAAUGGUUUUGCUGUUGUCAUCACUCCUCAGCAGGCAGAGAGGCUAUCUAUGACGAAAGAAGUGGCAAAUGUAAUGUUGGACUUCUCAGUUAGGACGGCAACAACUCAUACCCCUGAAUUCCUUGGUUUGCCACAAGGAGCAUGGGUUCAAGAGGGUGGCCCACAAUGUGCUGGUCAGGGUGUUGUUGUUGGCCUCAUCGACACAGGAAUCGAUCCAACUCAUCCCAGCUUCGCAGACGACUUGAUAACUGACAGUUAUCCUGUUCCUGCUCAUUACUCUGGCAUUUGCGAGGUUACAAAUGAUUUUCCAUCUGGAUCCUGCAACAGAAAACUUGUGGGAGCUAGGCAUUUUGCAGCCUCUGCAAUAACCAGGGGAGUGUUCAAUGCCUCUCAAGAUCAUGCUUCACCUUCUGAUAGUGAUGGUCAUGGGACCCAUACAGCAUCCAUAGCAGCUGGUAAUCAUGGAAUUCCUGUUGUUGUGGCUGGGCAUCAUUUUGGGAAUGCAAGUGGAAUGGCUCCUCGUGCACACAUUGCUGUCUAUAAAGCUCUGUACAAAAGCUUUGGAGGGUUUGCUGCUGAUGUAGUAGCUGCAAUAGAUCAGGCAGCUGAAGAUAAUGUUGAUAUAAUCAGCUUAUCCAUUACCCCAAAUAGAAGGCCUCCUGGACUAGCCACCUUCUUUAAUCCAAUUGACAUGGCUCUUCUUUCAGCUGUAAAAGCUGGCAUAUUUGUCGUGCAAGCUGCAGGAAAUACAGGUCCUUCCCCCAAGAGCAUGUCAUCAUACAGUCCAUGGAUUUUUACUGUAGGAGCAUCUGCCCAUGACAGGGAAUACAACAACUAUGUUGUACUUGGCAACAAUCUGACCAUUACAGGAGUUGGCCUUGCUCCUGGAACAGAUGGUGAUUCCAUGUUCACUCUAGUUGCUGCACCUCAUGCACUGAAAAACAAUGUAGCCAGUCCUACUGAAAUGUCCCUAGGGGAGUGCCAAGAUUCAAGCCACCUUGAUGAAGAUCUGAUAAGGGGAAAGAUACUGGUCUGCAGCUAUUCCAUACGAUUUGUACUUGGCCUGUCGUCUGUGAAGCAAGCUUUAGAUACUGCAAAGAAUGUCAGUGCUGCAGGAGUUAUAUUCUAUCUGGAUCCAUUUGUCAUUGGAUUCCAGCUGAAUCCAACUCCAAUGGAUAUGCCUGGACUUAUAAUACCAUCAUCUGAUGACUCUAAGGUAUUUCUAAAUUAUUACAAUGAGUCCCUUGUGAGAGAUGAGACCUCAAACAAAAUCGUCAGCUUUGGUGCAAUUGCAAAAAUACUAGGAGGCCAAAAUCCAAAUUAUGGUAUUUCUGCCCCAAAAGUAAUGUUUUAUUCUGCCAGGGGUCCUGAUCCUGAGGACAACUCACUGGCCAAUGCUGAUAUCCUGAAGCCAAAUCUGAUAGCACCUGGCAGUUCCAUUUGGGGUGCUUGGAGUUCUCUUGGAUUGGACUCUGCUGAAUUUGCUGGUGAAAGUUUUGCAAUAAUUUCCGGUACAAGUAUGGCUGCACCACACGUUGCUGGGCUUGCUGCUCUAGUCAAGCAGAAGUUCCCUUAUUUUAGCCCUGCAGCUAUAGGUUCUGCAUUAUCGACUACUACAAGUCUCAGUGACAGGGAGGGGAAUCCAAUCAUGGCACAGAGAACAUACGGCAAUCCAAAUUCAACUCAAUCUCCAGCUACACCUUUUGACAUGGGAAAUGGAUUUGUCAAUGCUACUGCUGCUUUGGAUCCUGGGCUCAUAUUUGAUUCCAGUUACGACGACUUCUUCUCCUUUCUAUGUGGCAUAAACGGCUCUGCUCCAGUAGUGAUGAAUUACACCGGCAACAGCUGCAGCUCCUCCGCCAUGACAGGGGCUGAUCUGAACCUCCCCUCCAUCACCAUUGCAGUGCUCAACCAGUCAAGAACGAUAACAAGAACUGUAACCAACGUGGCGAGCGACGAGCGCUACACGGUCAGUUACAGCGCCCCUUACGGGGUCGCCGUCUCCGCGUCGCCGGCCCAGUUCUUCAUCCCCAGCGGGCAGAGGCAGCAGGUGACCUUCGUCGUCAACGCCACCAUGAACGGCACCUCCGCGAGCUUCGGCAGCGUCGGCUUCUACGGCGACAAGGGCCACCGGGUGAUGAUCCCGUUCUCAGUUAUCUCCAAGGUUGUGCACCGUUCAUGAUUUGACUGAUGGAAGAACGCUGUAAUAUGGCAAAGGAUCUGCCUGAUCCGGCGUAUGCAGCGGGGGUAACUUUGACUGCCUGGGGCUUAACCUGACCGGAGAUUUUUUGUUGAUCUUGAUGUACAUUUUGAUGCAUGUCGGUGUAAGUAAGAUCAAGAUGAGUGAGUGGCUAAUAUCUGUAACUGUAAAGAGAAUGGUGUACCGGACUCCGUCCUUUCACGAAUGAGAAAUCAUGCUUUUUCUCAA
Molecule: messenger RNA, 3142 nt
Organism: Oryza sativa Japonica Group (Japanese rice)
Lineage: Eukaryota; Viridiplantae; Streptophyta; Magnoliopsida; Poales; Poaceae
Product: subtilisin-like protease SBT2.2
Biological process (GO): proteolysis
Molecular function (GO): serine-type endopeptidase activity
Source: RefSeq, a predicted model, not a curated record